AUGCUGUGUCUUUCUUUGCUAUCGCGCCACAAGAUACGUGAUCGUGGGGGAAAUCGACACAAUUUUGCGUUUGAUACCAUGACGAAAGUUUAUCGGGAGGCGGUGUAUGCGAAGGAAGCGCGGUAUGCUGGAAACCCCAUGUACCCAGAAGAAGGUGAACCCCGAUCCACUAAUACUUCUAGCGCUAGUAUGAAUACCAGUACUUCUUCUGCUGUGUCAUCAUUAUCAGCGAAGCGUGAGGGUACACCGAUGCGAACAGACAAAGAAAAGUCUGUAGUCAACGGUAAUGAUUCUUCAAAGCCUUCCAGUGCGAUAAGGCAAGGUCCUAGACGUAGUGGAGUGCAGCUGGAGAUACUUGGUCUUUAUCAUGAUUUGCUGAAAGAGACAAGAAAAAUGAAGGACCCACAGACGCGAGAGAACUUGCGUCAUUAUAUUCGUUCUGAAUUUAACGGAAAUAUCGAUAUUCCACGAAGAUGUGUUACGCGUAUUGAAUGGCAACUGCACUAUGGGAGGAACAAACUGGAGGAACUCCGUGAUAUGCGGCCUGAUUCUAAGUUUACGCUUAUGCGAUAA
This is a messenger RNA of Trypanosoma theileri, 573 nucleotides long. RefSeq lists its product as uncharacterized. The coding region runs from base 1 to 573 and encodes 190 amino acids. The record is from RefSeq and is a predicted model, not a curated record. Lineage: Eukaryota; Euglenozoa; Kinetoplastea; Trypanosomatida; Trypanosomatidae. Gene Ontology annotation, biological process: mitochondrial respiratory chain complex II assembly. Gene Ontology annotation, cellular component: mitochondrion. The transcript has a single exon.